Messenger RNA from Panicum hallii, 1410 nucleotides. Its product is annotated as putative E3 ubiquitin-protein ligase SINA-like 6. The transcript is spliced from 2 exons. Lineage: Eukaryota; Viridiplantae; Streptophyta; Magnoliopsida; Poales; Poaceae. The coding region runs from base 175 to 1158 and encodes 327 amino acids. The record is from RefSeq and is a predicted model, not a curated record. Gene Ontology annotation, molecular function: zinc ion binding.
AGUAUGGUGGGACACCCAAGGUAGUUCCCCCCAUUUCAGCCCCACCUCCGCCCAGCCCAACCACGGUCGCCGGCUCGCCGCCACACCAGCCGUCCCCACCGGCUGCCGCCGUCUGCUUCCCAUCUGCCGUCCACGCCCCCUCCCCCUUCCGCCACAGCAAUUCCUUCGGAAUCCAUGGCCAAGUUCUCCUUCGACGACGCCGACGACGACCCUCCCGCCGCCGCUUCCGGGAGCGAGAAGAGGAAGCGCGAGGACGGCCCAGACGAGGCCGCCGCCGGCUGGGGCCCUCCGAAGGCCCGAAUUUUUGCCGACCGGGGCGGAGGGCCGGAGGGAGGCGCGGUGGUGGGGGCGGAAAGGGCCGAAGGGAGCGGCCGGAAGGCGGUGGAGACGGUCGUGGGCGGGGAGGCUGACCGGAUCAGUGUGCAGAUCGACCCGGAUGUCCUUGAUUGCUCCAUCUGCUUCGAGCCCCUCCGACCGCCCCUCUACCAGUGCCAAAAUGGCCAUGUAGCGUGCUUUUCCUGCUGGUCCAGGCUCACCAACAAGUGUCACAUUUGUUCUAAUGAAGCUAACUUCGUACGGAACAUUGCACUGGAGAAGGUUGUUGAGUCAGUCAAGUCCGCCUGCUCAUAUGCCAAAUGGGGCUGUAGCAAGUUGGUCAGUUAUUCACUUAGAAAUGCUCAUGAAGAAUCUUGCCUUUUUUCUCCUUCAAAGUGUCCUAUUCCUGGUUGUGGGUACAGAGGAUUCACUGGAUGGUGGUCAGGACAUUUCCAUACAAACCAUAAUAAUGAUAGCCUACGGUUCUCAUAUGGCCAGUGCUUCAAAGUGAGUUUGGAAAUAUCAGUUCCUUUUCUAGUUCUUCUAUCCGAGGAUGAUCACCUAUUCCUUCUCCUCAACAAGAACAUGAUGCCCUACGGGCAUGCGCUUUCAGUUGGUUGCCUUAGGACUGGCAAUCUGAACUGGAAUUUCUUCUAUGAAAUGAAAGCAACUAGUGAGGGAAACACUGAAAACAGCCUGCAAUUGAAGGCUUCUGUCACAAACACAGAGGAUUGGCGUGGCCUCCACCCGACAGAAGCUUUCCUUUUGGUUCCUUAUGCCUUCUGCAGAUCUGGCAAACUAACACUAUUCGUCUCUAUUGAGAGAGUUGCUGAUGUGAGGUGAAUAUUUGAAAGUUUCAUUUGUUGUACUUGUUUUCAGUGAGGCAUCCCUUGCCUAUGCUUUGCUAAACCCUUACUGUGCUCAUGUAAUUCAGAAGCUGCAGUUGAAAUCUGUAAAUAUAUGUGUAUGGUUCCAUGUACUAAGAACUGUAAUUAAGAUGCUUGAUGUAGGAACUGAAUUAAAUUGCAAGUUGCAUUCUUGUGUAAAUCACGAAUUCCUGAUGUAGAUGCAACGAUGUGGUCCCUUCUUUUGCUA